AUCAAGUAGCGACUAGCGAGUAGCGAGCAGUUUCCCUGAGCGCCCCUUAGAGGUUGCUUGUGCUGCACUCUUGCGCAGAAGUGAUUAAAUAAUUUGAUUGAAGCGUAAACUUGCAAUCCGGAGAUAUUUUGACGAUUUGCGAUGCGGCUUCUAUGGAGCCUGGUGAUCCUUCAGGUGGUGUACAUCGGCACCUGUAUGGAACAGUUGGAUUUAUUGUAUGAGUGGAAACAGCUUGAUUACCAAUGGCCCAGUGAGGAGGCACGAAAUACUGCCUUGGCAUCAGGAGAAUUUAUACCUGGCAAUGGCAUGCCUAUGGGUAUAGAGAGACAUAGAGACAGGCUCUUCAUAACAGUACCCCGAUGGCGGAAUGGAGUACCAGCUAGCCUCACCUACAUCAACUUAAAUGAUAACUCAACGAAAUCACCGGCUUUGAUUCCUUACCCUAACUGGGCGGCGCACGACAUGAAUAAUGGGAAACCGACGAUAGUGUCGCCGUUCAGGGUGCGCGCUGACAAAUGCAACCGACUAUGGAUCCUCGACAAUGGAAAAAUUGGAAACCUUGAGAACGAUACCGUUAAAUACCCACCAGCUAUUCUCAUAUAUGACCUCCUAACUGACACUCUCCUCCGCAACUAUGUCUUUCCCGAUGAUCAGGUCAAAGAAGAAUCCGGUUUCGCCAAUAUCGCUGUCGAAGAUAUCGACUGCGAGGACACUUACGCGUAUGCCGGUGACUUGGGAAAACCAGGGAUAGUCGUAUACUCUUGGAAAAAGAACGAAUCCUGGAGGAUAACCCAUCACUACUUCCACCCGGACCCAUUGGCCUGCGAUUUCAGCGUUAAAGGGCACAACUUCAGCUGGACAGACGCUCUCUUUGGUUUAAGUCUCUCAGCGCCAAAUGCUGAUAACUACAGCACUCUAUACUUCCAUCCGAUGGCGAGUUACAAUGAGUUCGCCGUUUCUACGGAAUACCUCAGAAACCAGACAGUGGCAGAUGCUAACUUUAAUGCCUUCAAGCUGCUUGGAAGUAGGGGACCUAACGCCCAAUCCAGUGCGUCCUUCGUAGACCCAAAAACGGGAGUGUUGUUCUAUUCUCUUGUGAAUCUAAACGCAGUGGCGUGUUGGAGGACCACGAAUAAGGAGUACCUCAUGAAAAAUCAAGGAAGAAUUUAUAUGGACGACGAGAAAAUGAUAUACCCGACAGAUAUAAAGGUAGACUAUGAGGAGAACCUUUGGGUGUUAUCGAAUAGAAUGCCAAUAUGGAUGUAUGGAAAGUUGGACUCUAACGAUGUUAAUUUCAGAGUGUUCUCUGCACCAGUUUUAAGUGCGAUCAGUCAUACAGCAUGCGAUAUUACGCCCAGAUCAGACAUUUUAGAUAAGUUUGUUAAUAAGAUUAAGAAUGUGACGGUUAAUAUAGCCGCUAAAGUUAAACCUAAUUCAAGUGCGAUUUCGUCGCCUAUCUCUUUACUGACGCUCACUGUCAGUUUGUUGUGCUUUAUAACAGUUUAUUAAUUAAAUAAUCGUCAGCGAAACGGGAUAUUUUAUGUAAAUAAUUUGUUGGCAAAGACGCCAUUUGAAUAAGUGUUUGAUACGGUCUGUGAUUUAAAAUUUAGUGUAGGCGAUGAAUCGAUAAUUACUUUUUUAUUAUGAAGACUAAAUUGAACGUGACUGUUCCGCAUAUUAAUUAAGUUUAUGGAUUUAUAUAUCAAAUAGACACAAAACUUGUUUUUCUAAAACUUAAAAGAGGUUCUAUUGUACUCAAAUAUAUUUGACCAACGUUCUUUGCAAAGUAAAAAUAUGCGGUUGCUAACCCACUUACAUUACCACUGUCACCUAUAGAUGGCGUUGAAGCUAAGAAAAAACUAUAAUAAGUAUGUCAAAGAAAACAUGUUAAUUAUAUUAAUAUAAAUUGAUUUCAAGUGCUAGCGCAUUGAAGGCUAUGGAGUGCAAUAGACGAAGUAACAAAGUCCGAGCCAGUUAAAAUUGUUUAUAACGUUACCGUAUUAUUUAUUGUGAUUACGAAUUAUUUGCUAGUUAUUGUACUUAGUAUUUGCCCUUACCCGUGAUAUGUAAUUGUUGUUAACAUAGCGUAAGAUUAUGUAAUAAUCGUUUGUGACAUUCUCUGUAAAUAUGUGUUAAUUUAAGUUGACAUGCAAUAAAAAAUGAAAUUUUAAAUAUU
Molecule: messenger RNA, 2176 nt
Organism: Pieris napi
Lineage: Eukaryota; Metazoa; Arthropoda; Insecta; Lepidoptera; Pieridae
Gene: yellow-f
Product: protein yellow
Exons: 3
Coding region: 142-1509 (455 amino acids)
Cellular component (GO): extracellular region
Source: RefSeq, a predicted model, not a curated record